UUAUUCCCUUAUAAAAACCGUUGGAGGUUCAGAAACGUUUUAGAAACAAAAGCCGUUGCAAGUUGUAAAUAAGCUUAAGCGCGCCUAUUAACGUGAAUUUUUCCAAGUAACAGUUUAGAAACGCAAAUAUGUAUCAAGGAAGUUGUGUAAAUCUGUUGGAGCAGCCUUUGGAGCAGGUGCGUCAAUGGCUAGACAGUUUCGAUACCAUUAUUAGUGAUUGUGAUGGUGUUAUUUGGCUGGGCGAUAAUGUGAUUGAAGGCGCCGCGGAAACUAUGCGCCAACUCAAACGUUUGGGCAAACAAAUUUACCUAUGCACGAAUAAUUCCACGCGUACGCGUCAACAGUUAUACGAAAAAGCGCACAACAUGGGUUUCGACAUUAGCGCCGAUCGCAUUAUAUCCUCGUCCUACGCCACUGCCGCCUACCUAAAAGCCCGUAACUUCCAGCGCAAAGUGUACGUUAUAGGCACGGCCGGCAUAACGGACGAACUGAAGGCGGUGGGCAUUAAGCACACUGAAGUGGGCCCAGAUGUUAUGUCCGGGCGGCUGACGGCAUAUAUACAGUCCGGUUUGCGUAAGGAAACGGAUAUUGGCGCUGUGGUUGUGGGUUUCGAUGUGCACUUCAGUUUUUGUAAAAUGAUUAAGGCUUCCGUGUAUUUGUCGGAUCCAAAGUGUCUAUUUAUCGCUACAAAUACGGAUGAACGCUUCCCAAUAACUGGCAUGGUGAUACCCGAUGCGGGCAGUAUUGUGCGCACCGUGCAGACGUGUACGGCACGCGAACCGAUUGUGAUUGGCAAACCGAAUCGCAGCAUUUGUGAGUGGCUAAUUAAGAAUGGCAGCAUUAAGCCAGCGCGUACGCUUAUGAUCGGCGAUUGUUGUGGCAGUGACAUAGUGCUGGGCCACAAUUGCGGUUUCAAGACGUUGCUUGUCGGCACUGGUGUCAAUCAGCUGAGCGAUGUGCAUAUUUGGCAGAAAUCUAGUGACCCAGAGCACAAAAAACUCAUACCUGAUGUUUAUUUGCCGAGACUUGCCGAUUUGCUGGCGCUUAUUUAAACGCAACCAUUAGCAAAAUAUGUUGUUAAAAUUAAUAUUAAUUUGUCAUAUUAUAUACUAUAUUUACUUUUUGCUUGCUUUUGUAUGAAAUUAAUAGGUGAAUACUAUCAGCAUAACUGUAUAAAUAAUUGUAGAAACAUUUUUUAUGAACUCUGUAUGUAUAUACAUAUAUUUUAUGUAACCUCAAAAUAUCAAAA
This is a messenger RNA of Bactrocera tryoni, 1249 nucleotides long. Its product is annotated as glycerol-3-phosphate phosphatase-like. The record is from RefSeq and is a predicted model, not a curated record. Gene Ontology annotation, molecular function: phosphatase activity. The transcript is spliced from 3 exons. The coding region runs from base 129 to 1052 and encodes 307 amino acids. Gene Ontology annotation, cellular component: cytoplasm. NCBI's taxonomy places the organism in Eukaryota, Metazoa, Arthropoda, Insecta, Diptera, Tephritidae.